GGUUGGCAGCACUGUGCGGCGGAGAUUAAGAGCCUAGAGACCAACCAGUCUUGGCCUGACGCCUGUGGAGUGUGAGUGUGUGCCGCUCGUGCUCCUCUCCCGUGCAACACCUCUCUUGUUCUCUUACCACUCCUCUCAGACGAGAUGAAAUUGGAAAAGGAAGACGAGACCUUGGGGUCAAAUGACACGGUGGAGGAGUUAACCCUCGUCUCUUCCAUGGACCGACUCUCGCUCCAGUACCCAGAGAACCUGGGUCUGCGUGAGGUGGAGCGGCACUUGGCACGGGUGGCCCUUCAUGACCAAGAUAGUGAUGACACAUCUUCAGAACACCAGCAAGGUGACAAGGAUAUCAAAAAUUCUCUGUAUGAUAGGCAAGAUUAUAAUGACAGCAAAGCUUAUCUGCAUGAGAAAAAUGUAAAGAUUCUUAAUAAGGAAGGAGACAAAGGAAAGGAUGAAUGUAAUGUUAAGGAAGAGGCUGGCUGUUCAGACAAUAUAAAUCAAGAGGAGAGCAAAGUAUUUACAGAAAAGUUUAUGAACUUUUAUGUGAAAGGAAACAUCACCUGUGCUGUGUCCAGAGAUGCAGUUAAGAAGACAGAUGAGGAAGGUGAGACUGGCAGAGAGAAGGAUGUCAAUGAUAAAUUAAAUGAAGAGAAAGAUGAAGUUAAAGUGGAAGUGCAAGAGGAUGAAGAAGAGGUUAAAGAAGAAGUGCAGGAGGAUGAGAUUAAAAAAGAAAUGGAGAAGGACAAAAAGGUUACUAAGGAAGAGCAAAAGGACGAGAAAGAGGUGAAAAAGGAAGUAGUAAAAGAUGAGGAAGAGGUGGAAAAGGAAGAGCAAGAUGAUGAGGAAGAGGUAAAAAAAGAAGAGCAAGAGGAGGAUCAUUCGGACGAUGAAAACCCCACCGACGAGGAUGAAGGAGCUUCGUCGGGAGCCAAGAAGACUUCCAAACUUCUGCGCCGAGGUUGGGGACCAUCAGACGACACUACACCAUACCUGAGGGUGCAGCAAGAUGAUGCUCUGUAUAACUAUGGUGUUUAUGAUACCGCUCCUGGCCACAUGUACAAUUACUCGCAUAAUGAUGUAGUUGCACCAGCUUCCAAUGGGCUGAUUACACAAUACGAGCAAUCUCCACAAUAUGGACUCCCUCCACAUAAUGGACAACUGUCUCCACAGUACGGGCAAUCUCCAGGUUACCCAGAUAUGUCACCUGUGCACAGAGGAGCAACAGACCCCAGCAUGUAUAACAUGUUGCCGACUCUUCAGCAUGGGCAGCCUCCUUACUACCCAGAUAUGUCACCUGUCCACAGUGAAGGAAUGGGUGGCAUGAAUUAUUCGCUUCCUCCUGUGAGCGGAGUGGAUGGAUGUUAUUAUGGAUACUCUGAAAAUGGAAGUCCUUACAUAAUUCCUGAAAGUCCUCCAAUUUCUUCUCCGGAUGAAAAUGAGAACUAUCAAUAUCAAGGCUUACAGAGCAGUCCUCCAUCACCUGAGCAAGAUUUAGAUCAGUUUCCUUCUGUUGACCAGCACAACCUUGACCAAGUUCUAGAGGUAGUUCAUCAAGUGGUUAAUAACAAUGAAAUUUCCAGUGCUCCUCCAAGUGCAAUAGAGAUGAUUAUCAUGAAGUUAACAGAUGAAAUUGGAACACCUGCAACUGACCUUACACAGGAGAUGAGGACAGCUGCUACCAAUGAGUGGAGUUACAAUGAGGAGCCUUCACAACCUGUGCUUGACUCUUGCUUACCGCUGCAACCUACAGUUGACUGCUGCAAUGUGUCCCCUUAUCAUGAGCAAGGUGUAGUGGAACAAACACCAGAUACAAAGUGGAAGAUGACUCAAAACCCGAGACGUCAAUUAGAAGCUCGCAGAAUACUGGCAAGGAGGACUAAUGAAGAGCUCAUUGCCAAGGAUGCUGAUGGUGACACGCCAAUAAUGAUUCUGGCUUGUCGUAAUGUUAAUGACGAUGGCUAUGCAGAGAGCCUCGUAGCAAUAGUAGACAGAGUGGAAGGCAUUAACGUGUGCUGCGACAUGGUCGUCAACAAGACUGGAAGAUGCAACAACUGUGGCAAUACUGCACCGGUUAAAUUCUAUUCUCCACUCAGCAUGAAGAAUAAUGAGGGUGACACAGUUCUGAGCUCUGUAGUAAAGAUGAGGCAUCCAGUAUCAGUUAUCAACUACAUCGUUGAAAAGAUCAGUCAUCAUCCGAAUGAUCUUCGACGGAUUUUUGACAGAUCUAGUUUGAACUUCUACUUUGAGUAUCGGCAUCUGUAUCCAGCCUUGGCACAGUUCUUUUGCGAAUGAGACGUUGCAGGGGUGAAGGCUCUUUAAGGUUCAAAGGAAUGCAGAACAGCCAAGGUCUCUAUGUGAAUGGACUGCUUUACUAGUAGAUUGUUAAACUGGAUGACUAGUUCAUUCAUUACUAUUAAUCAUCAGUUUUUGUACUACACUAGUGUAAUUCACUGGUUUUGUAAUUUGAUAGAAGACAUAGUUUGGUGAAACUGCUCAGUUGUCAAAAUAAGACAAACCCAGCAGGCAAAAUAUACUCCAAUAAUUUUCAACAUUGUAUCAGCAUUAUUAAAAGAUGAUUCAAUGUUACAUCAAUGCCAUUUUUCCUGGUUUUACCUGGGGAGAUAAAUGAAGUGCAAUAUAAAAAAAAAAAAAGUCAGAAAUAAUUAAUACUGGUACUUUAUUUUUUCUUUGGAGUCAAAGCGUGCAACAUGAUCUUUGUUAUAAAAUAAGAGUUGUCAGGUCUCUCUAUGUGGGCUGUAGAUGUGUACAUGUUCACCCUAAGAAACACUUUACAGGUAGAGACUGCCUGUAUAUACUUAGAGUAAUGAGUUCUCGAGUUAGAGGGUUUUUGUCUGGAUGUUUUUUUUUAUUAUAAAUUAUAUAAAGUUUAUUGGGUAAUAUAACACUAAAAUUAUUUUUGUAUGGUGCUUGUAGGACUAUUUUUAUGGAACAUAUGAGUAUGUGUUUUCCUGUUACUUUAAUAGAAAUUAUAGUACAGUAUCUACUUUAAAGUAAUACUGUAUAUAGCACUCUAGAGAUACAUUCAUUUCUUCAAGUUAGAACUAUACAGCAGUCCAUUCUCUUGCCAAGAAAGUGUCAGUUUAACAAAAUACCAGUAUACCAAUCCAUUAAAAAUGUGUUGUACUGUUCUGCAUUAGUCAAAAUUAAAGCCCCAGUAAAAUUGAAGUUCUAUUCAUCGGAUUCAAUAAGUUACUUGUCUGAUAGCUGCCAUCUAUCUAGUGGCCUUGAUGGGACAGGAAGCCAGUGGUUUGUCAAUUUUUCCUGAUAAUUUUUUUUCCAGCUGGAUUUUGAACUCGUGUCUUGAUAUUUACUGCUUUCGUAGGUCUGCUGUUUCAUGUUUAUGACCUAUGUGGGGUACUUGGAUUAGUAUUAUUGUAGUUAGUCAGAACAAAUGCAUUUUUCAUGGAGUGGCAAAUUGAGAGAAUGGGCAGACUGUAUAUAGGAAGCUAAUGUGGCAAAGCAAUAACCUGAAGUCUGCAGGUAUUUUUUUUAAAUGCUGUCAAGAAAACUGCAUGCUGUAAAAUUUGUGCUAUAUUAAAAAGAGCAUAUGAAAUAGCAGCUGUGACUUGCCUGUUACAUAGAUUGAAAACUGAACAAAAAGGUAGGCCUUAGGGAAGUGUACUUAUCCAUUGAUUACCUUUGUCAAGGAAGGUAAGCAUUUUGCAUGUGAGAAAACAUGUAUGAAUAUUCACUUGUUGCAUAAAUUAGAUUUUAAGACAAUAGUCCAAAAAUAGUUUAUAUUCUAAAAUAUAUAUUUUAACCAAAUACAGUACUGUAUAUAUGCUGUUUUAAUAUAAUUAAAAUACA
Molecule: messenger RNA, 3828 nt
Organism: Procambarus clarkii (red swamp crayfish)
Lineage: Eukaryota; Metazoa; Arthropoda; Malacostraca; Decapoda; Cambaridae
Source: RefSeq, a predicted model, not a curated record